AUGUCGUCCUCCUCGCAAGGAGAUCUUCUCUCCGACAACCCCACCACCGCUUCCACCCCCAGCUCAACCAACAGAUCCGGUUCUCACACACCCCAGCAAAAACCAACAAGUUCUUACUCCCAAACCGCAGCUUCCUACUUCUCCUAUCCAGUCACCCACGUCGUCUCCGGACUCUACCGACGGUUAACGGACCCGAAUAUUGGUACCACCAUGCCAUCCGCCACCCCUUGGUCCUCCAUGUCCUCGUCCGAAGUCUUCACCCCGCGCCGAACAGCCUCACCCUUCCAACCGCCUCCUCUCACACCGCUCACGCUCACCAUCCCCAGAGGCGCAGACCUCCUCCAACAACAGCUGCUCACGCGUGCGCUUGCGGAGGAAAUCCGCUUGCUUGUGCCUGCGCGUCUUCAGCUCUGCGAGAAUUGGCGUCUUGCCUACAGCCUCGAUCGCGAUGGUGCCUCCCUUGCGACCCUAUAUGAGAACUGCGAGCAGUUCUCGCAUCGCAGCCCGCGGGCGGGCUAUGUUCUGGUUAUUCACGACUCCUCCCCUUCUGGCACAGUAUUUGGCGCCUAUAUGACUGACGCGCCACACCCGGAUUCCCAAUUCUUCGGCACAGGCGAGUGCUUUCUCUGGCGCGCCAGCGUGCUGCCGCCGCCUUCAACCCUCGGGCUGGCUUUUUCGAGCGAUGGACCUCAAUCUGAGGAAGCUUUGGAGCGCGCGGGCUUGCCCCCUCCUCCUUCUGCUGACACUACACAUGCCGGGCGAUGGAGCACCUUCCGCAGUGAUCCUACAGCCAAAUUGAAGUCAGAUUCGCCCUCUCAUAAUCUCAACAUGAACAUCAAGACCAAUCUAGCGGCUGCUAGUGGCGGUGCGCUGGCGCCCCCGUCACCGUCGUCAAUCAACACUCCAUCUCGCAGCGGCGCCAGUACACCGGAGCGCAUUCGUUUCAAGGCUUUCCCGUACAGUGGUGUGAACGACUACAUGAUGUUUUGUGAGACUGGAUUUCUCAGUCUUGGUGGCGGUGACGGGCGCUAUGGUUUGUGGGUGGACUCGGGCCUUGAAAAGGGCGUCAGUGCACACUGCCAAACCUUCGGGAAUGAGCCACUCUCCGAUGAAGGCCAGAAAUUCGACAUCCUUGGUGUUGAAGUUUGGUACGUUGGUUCGUAA
This is a messenger RNA of Penicillium macrosclerotiorum, 1164 nucleotides long. RefSeq names its product putative oxidative stress response protein Oxr1. Gene Ontology annotation, biological process: response to oxidative stress. The record is from RefSeq and is a predicted model, not a curated record. Gene Ontology annotation, cellular component: nucleus. The transcript has 2 exons. The coding region runs from base 1 to 1164 and encodes 387 amino acids. Lineage: Eukaryota; Fungi; Ascomycota; Eurotiomycetes; Eurotiales; Aspergillaceae.